AUGUGCAUUGAUUACCGGCAGUUGAACAAGGUGACGAUAAAGAACAAGUAUCCACUGCCGAGGAUUGACGAUUUAUUCGACCAGCUUCAGGGUGCGAGGGUGUUCUCGAAGAUAGAUUUGAGAUCUGGUUAUCAUCAGCUGAGGAUUAGGGCGUCUGAUGUCCCUAAGAUAGCAUUUCACACUCGGUAUGGGCAUUAUGAGUUUUUGGUCAUGUCCUUUGGGUUGACCAAUGCCCCAGCAGCAUUUAUGGAGUUGAUGAACCGAGUGUUCAGGCCCUAUUUGGAUUUGUUUGUGAUUGUUUUCAUUGACGAUAUUUUGAUAUACUCCCGCAGUCAGGAGGAGCAUGAGCAGCACCUCAGAGUGGUUCUUCGGACUCUGAAGGAUAGUCAGUUAUACGCCAAGUUCUCGAAGUGCGAGUUCAUGCUAGCUUUGCUUGUUGAAUUUCAGAAGGGUUUAAUUGAGCUUUACACCAAGAAGACUUUCAGAAGGGUUUUAAGUUCAGUUUUGAGUUAUUUUGGCUCUGUUUGGUUUAACAUUUCUGGACUGCCUGAUCUUAUUUGGGCUAUUUGUGAUCAACCGCUGAUUGCUGCUGAUCCUGUCUUCUUCUCCAUUGUUUCCUACUUCCAGGUCCUGUUUGAGUGUUGUACGUUUGGGCCUGGGCCAAAGCCUACAAAUGGCUGA
Messenger RNA from Nicotiana attenuata, 681 nucleotides. Its product is annotated as RNA-directed DNA polymerase homolog. The transcript is spliced from 4 exons. The coding region runs from base 1 to 681 and encodes 226 amino acids. Lineage: Eukaryota; Viridiplantae; Streptophyta; Magnoliopsida; Solanales; Solanaceae. The record is from RefSeq and is a predicted model, not a curated record.